Camellia sinensis is the source of this 1513-nucleotide messenger RNA. Lineage: Eukaryota; Viridiplantae; Streptophyta; Magnoliopsida; Ericales; Theaceae. The record is from RefSeq and is a predicted model, not a curated record.
UGGGCUUAAUAUAAUUUGUCCAAAUCUUAAAUAAAAAUUCUACCUAGGGCUUUCCCUGUCAAAAGAACAACCUCAGCUUGUCGCCGGAAUCGCCACCAUAACUCACGAUUCAAUUUGGGGAAAUGCAAUCGUUUUGUGGGAGAGUUCGAUUGGUUAGAAGACACGCCACAAACAGCUUAAAGAUUGUCGAUUUCAAUUCAGUGAAAGGUUGUCCAUUGAUCAAACCUAAUUCUUUGGCUCGGAUUGAAGUGGGUGAUGUCAAAUUUGUGGGUAGUUCAGUUGAUUGUUCAAAUGGGUUGUUCUACGGAUCGCUGCGCAGGUUCACUUCUCCGUCACCAUUGGCAUUGACAAAACCCCGUAUCAAAACAGACUUGCUCACGUCAUCUAAUAAUGGUGAUAUACUUUCAGUAUCACUGUUAUACAGGAAUCCUAAGCCAGGUCCUUUUCACCUAUCUAUGGCACUGCAAACUUUGUCUGGUAGGUGCAUCACAACAGUGACUAAUUCAGCUGAUUCCAUUGCACAAGAUGCUUCUGCUUCUGUCUCUGAAGUUGCUCCACGCAUCAAAUUUAAGAGGCUUGAUAAAACAGCCAAGCAUAUAAUGCAGAUUAUUGAUAAGGAAGCUGUGGAGGAAGCGAGGAAACAAAAAGAGCUACCUGAUAUAAAGCCUGGUUAUAUCAUCCAGCUUAAAGUGGAAGUGCCCGACAAUAAAAGGCGUGUUUCAAUACUGAAAGGCAUUGUUAUAGCAAGGCGCAAUGCUGGUUUAAAUACUACAUUUAGAUUAAGGAGGCUUGUCGCUGGAGUUGGAGUUGAAUCUCUCUUCCCACUGUACUCACCUAACAUAAAGGAGAUAAAGGUCCUGGACAAGAAGAGAGUGAGGAGGGCCAAGCUUUACUAUCUCAGGGAUAGAAUGAAUCCACUCAAGAAGUAAUAGCAAACCCAUUUAGAGGUAGUAGUAGUGGUGGUUGUGGGAGACCAAAAGAUGUGUUGUUUUGGAAAUGGCGAAGCUGGAUUGCAUUGCUGAGAGAACAACUCACUACCUAGCUAGGAUUGAAUGGAAUGCUUGGCAAGCUGGUUUGAUGUAAACAUUGUUGAGAAUUGCAACACAGCUUCAAAUUCUGAACACCUUGGAGACAAAUCAACCAUUUAGGUGCAAGAUUGCUGUUGAUGCUGUGAAAGAGUAGUGGGAACUUUGUGCUUGUUGAGGGGCUAUUGAUGCUAUGAACUUUUUUGUGAUGCUAUCAACUUUAUCAUCCAAUUUAAUUUUUUUAUUUAUUUAUGGAAAAACAUAUUUAAAUUUGCAACUCUUUUAGGUUAAUUAGGUUCUAGAAAUUUUUUGUGAAUAAGAUAAAUUAUAGUUAUGUAUGUCAAGUUCUAUAUGGCAUGUGAUUAACACAAAUGUCCACAUGAAUCUUGUGACUUUGUCUCACUUUGGAAUUCCAACUGUGUCAGGCCCUUGGUAUUACAAGUGUGUUGAUGAAAUUGUAAUGGAGAAGUAGAACUUGGUUGAAUUGA